Molecule: messenger RNA, 3455 nt
Organism: Myiozetetes cayanensis
Lineage: Eukaryota; Metazoa; Chordata; Aves; Passeriformes; Tyrannidae
Product: kinesin-like protein KIF1C
Biological process (GO): vesicle-mediated transport; cytoskeleton-dependent intracellular transport; microtubule-based movement
Cellular component (GO): kinesin complex; microtubule; axon
Molecular function (GO): ATP hydrolysis activity; ATP binding; microtubule binding
Source: RefSeq, a predicted model, not a curated record
GGAGCCGCCGCCGAAGCCCCGGGCGGGACCGGAACGGCCCGGGGGGCACCGGGGGGGGCUCUGGGGUCCUGACCCGGCCCGGGACGGGCGGCCUGGGGGCUUCAGGCGCUGCUGGGCAGGGCGCGACGGGCAUGGCGGGCGCCUCGGUGAAGGUGGCGGUCCGGGUGCGGCCCUUCAGCCCCCGCGAGAGCAGCCGGCAGGCCAAGUGCGUCAUCCAGAUGCGAGGGAACACCACCUGCAUCACCAACCCCAAGCUCCCCAAGGACGGCACCAAGCACUUCACCUUCGACUACUCCUACUGGUCCCACACCUCGGAGGAGGACCCAAAUUUCGCCUCCCAGCGCCAGGUGUACCAGGACAUCGGGGAGGAGAUGCUGGCCCACGCCUUCGAGGGCUACAACGUUUGCAUCCUGGCCUACGGCCAGACCGGCGCCGGCAAGUCCUACACCAUGAUGGGGCGGCAGGAACCGGGGCAGAGAGGCAUCAUCCCGCAGCUCUGCGAGGAUCUGUUCGCCCGCGUCGCACGGGAGGGGUCCCCCGAGCUCUCCUUCUCCGUGGAGGUGAGCUACCUGGAGAUCUACUGCGAGCGUGUGCGGGACCUGCUGAACCCCAAGAGCCGGGGGGGGCUGAGGGUGCGGGAGCACCCCCUGCUCGGGCCCUACGUGCAGGAUCUGUCCCGCCUCGCCGUCGCCUCCUUCGCCGACAUCGCCGACCUCAUGGACAGCGGCAACAAGGCCAGGACGGUGGCGGCCACGAACAUGAACGAGACGAGCAGCCGCUCGCACGCCGUGUUCACCAUCGUGUUCAGCCAGCGCCGCCGCGACCCCCUCAGCGACCUCACCACGGAGAAGGUGAGCCGCAUCAGCCUGGUGGACCUGGCGGGCAGCGAACGCGCCGACGCCUCGGGGGCCAAGGGAAUCCGCCUCAAGGAAGGCGCCAACAUCAACAAAUCUCUGACCACCCUGGGCAAGGUCAUCUCCGCCCUGGCCGAGGCGACCAGCAAGAAGAAGAAGCCGGAUUUCAUCCCCUACCGCGACUCGGUGCUGACGUGGCUGCUGAAGGAGAACCUGGGUGGGAACUCGCGCACGGCCAUGAUCGCGGCGCUGAGCCCGGCCGACAUCAACUACGAGGAGACGCUGAGCACGCUGCGCUACGCAGACCGCACCAAGCAGAUCCGGUGCCACGCGGUGAUCAACGAGGACCCCAACGCGCGGCUGAUCCGGGAGCUGCGCCAGGAGGUGACGCGGCUGAGGGAGCUGCUCAGCGCCCAGGCCCCCCAAGACCCCCCCACCCAGACUGCCCCCACCCUCAACGGGGGCCGGAGCCGGAGCCUCCUGGGCGCCGCCGAGGCCAUGGAGAGGCUGCAGGAGACAGAGAAGAUCAGCGAGCUCAACGAGACGUGGGAGGAGAAGCUGCCGACGGAGGCCCUGAGGCUGGAGAGGGAGGCGCUGCUGGCUGAGAUGGGGGUGGCCCUGCGAGAGGACGGCGGCACCGUCGGCGUCUUCUCCCCUAAAAAGACCCCCCACUUGGUGAACCUCAACGAGGACCCGCUGAUGUCCGAGUGCCUCCUCUACCACAUCAAGGACGGCGUCACCAGGGUGGGCCAGGUGGACGUGGACAUCAAGCUGUCGGGGCCGUUCAUCCGGGAGCGGCACUGCCUGUUCCGCAGCUGCCCCGACCCCUCGGGGGAAGUUGUGGUGACGCUGGAGCCGUGCGAGGGGGCCGAGAUCUACGUCAACGGGAAGCAGGUGACGGAGCCGGUGGUGGCUCAAGUCGGGCAGGGCUCCCGCCUCAUUUUGGGCAAGAACCACGUGUUCCGCUUCACCCACCCCGAGCAGGCGCGGCGGGAGCGGGAACGGGGGGCCCCCCCCGGGCCCCCCCUGGACUGGAACCUGGCACAGCGAGAGCUGCUGGAGCAGCAGGGCAUCGACAUGCGCCUCCAGAGGCUCCAGGAGCUGGAGAACCAACCCCAGCCGGAGAAGGAGACGGUGGAGCAGCCAGAGCCCCCCACGUCAGACCCCCGCUGCUACGAGGCCGGCUGGCGCCUGAUCUCGUCGCUGCGGGCGGCGCUGCCGGCGCCCGCCGUGCGCUCGGUGCUGCCGCCGGGAAAGCGCCGGGAGCCGCUGCGCGUCUACCAAAUCCCCCAGCGCCGCCACGGGGGCUCCUCGGCACCGCCAGCAUCCUCCACAUCGACCCCAUCGACCCCCUGGGUGACCAUGGCCGACCUGAAGGCGCGGGCGGUGCGGGAGCUGUGCCGGCGCCACGGCAAGCGCGAGCCCGCCGAGCGCGACGGCUGCCGCGCCGUGGCCGGGGACGUGUGGGAUGCUGUGGGUGGUGAGGAUGAGGAAGGGGUUGUUGGUGGCCCCACCUGCGAGCAGGCGAGCGAGGUGGAAGGGCUGAGGCUGCACCUGGACCGGCUGGCGGGGAUCCUGCGCGAGGUGAAGCGGCAGAACAGCGCCAAGGACGAGCAGAUCCGCGCCCUGCGCGACCGCGUGGGGCAGAUGGAGCGCGUCCUCCCGCUGCCGCCGGUGAGGGGGCUCCCCACGGGGCGCCCCGAGAGCCUCGGGGUGCCUGAGCCACGGCCUGACCCACAGCACCCUCCCAGACAUCCCCCCAAGGGGUGGGCCCUGCCUGCCCCACGAGCUCCUAACGCAGCCCCACGAGCUCCUAACGCAGAUCCUGCCCCACGAGCUCCUAACGCAGCCCCACGAGCUCCUAAAGCAGAUCCUGCCCCACGAGCUCCUAACGCAGAUCCCGCCCCACGAGCUCCUCAGAUCCCGCCCCACGAGCUCCUAACGCAGAUCCCGCCCCACGAGCUCCUAGCACAGAUCCUGCCCCACAAAUCCCUAAAGCAGAUCCUGCCCCACGAGCUCCUAACGAAGAUCCCACCCCACAAACUCCUAACGCAGAUCCUGCCCUACGAGCUCCUAACGCAGCCCCACGAGCUCCUAACGCAGAUCCUGCCCCACAACCUCCUAAUGCAGAUCCUGCCCCACGAGCUCCUAACGCAGCCCCACGAGCUCCUAACGCAGAUCCUGCCCCACGAGCUCCUAACGCAGAUCCUGCCCCACGAGCUCCUAAAGCAGAUCCUGCCCCAUGAGUUCCUAACGCAGAUCCUGCCCCACGAGCUCCUAAAGCAGAUCCCGCCCCUACGAGCUCCUAACGACGACGAUGCCGACGAUGCCGAGCCCCGCCCGAGAGCCCCCUGGACUCCCUCCUGGCUCGGAGCCGGGGUCGCCGCCGUCUCCUCUCCCCGUCGGCGGCGGCGGCGCGGCUGUGCCGGCUCAUGGAGCAGGACCCGGCGUUCCGGCGGGAGGCUGCGCUGGCUGCGCCAGGAGCAGGCCCGCCUCGUGGCCGGGGAGGGGAAACCCGCAGCCCCCGCCCACCCCCCGCGCCGCCCCCACCGCCUCCUCCUCAACGCGGCCUCCCAGGACUCCAAGCUGCGCUCCCUUUAA